AUGAAAUAGGAAAAAAAUAAAAGUAAAUCAAAAGAUUAGAGAGAAGAAAUCUUACCUAUAAAUAAAAUAAUCUAAAAAUGUCAAUAAACAUUAGGUAUUUAUUAUACCAAUUAUAGAGAUUACUUAGUUUGAAUAGUAAGAAUUAAAGAAAAUGUUUUCAAUUGUUUCUGAUAAAAUGCAUUAAGUUAAUUAGAAAAUUUAAACUUUUGAAAGAGAAGAACGAUUAUUAAGAAGGGACAAUGAUGAAUGGGAAUUUUAUUUAAAAGAAAAAAAAAAUCUUCUGAAAUAGCUAACAUUAUUAAUUGAUUUAAUUAGUGGCAAAGAUCAUUCCUUUGAAAUUGAUAUAUCUACAAAUCCUGCUUAUAAAGAAAUUUAGAAUUUUUCAAUUCAUAAAAAAAAGUAGGGUGAAGAUUUACUAAAAUCAAUUCAGAAUGAUGAGACAUCAAUUAUUAAACUAUAAGCAUAAUUAUUGGAAAUAGAAGAAGAAACAAAACUUUUAAGAUAAUCAGGGGCUUUUUGGAAUUGUGUUCGUUGUAAUAUCACUUUAAAAGAAGGUUUUAAUGAAGAAGUAUUUAAAAAAUAUUAUAUGAGACAUGUAUAUUUCAUCCAGGCAAACUUAAGUAUUUUUCAUGUAGAACUUGUGGAGGAGAUGAAUAUUUUACAUGCUGUAAUUAAUGUAGAGAUUGCAAUCCUGGUUGUAAAAAAGGCUUGCAUAAACCUUGA
Molecule: messenger RNA, 723 nt
Organism: Paramecium pentaurelia
Lineage: Eukaryota; Ciliophora; Oligohymenophorea; Peniculida; Parameciidae
Source: the annotation of a GenBank genome assembly